Ananas comosus (pineapple) is the source of this 2687-nucleotide messenger RNA. Its product is annotated as U-box domain-containing protein 4. The transcript has a single exon. Gene Ontology annotation, molecular function: protein binding; ubiquitin-protein transferase activity. NCBI's taxonomy places the organism in Eukaryota, Viridiplantae, Streptophyta, Magnoliopsida, Poales, Bromeliaceae. Gene Ontology annotation, biological process: protein ubiquitination. Bases 304 to 2502 code for a protein of 732 amino acids. Gene Ontology annotation, cellular component: nucleus; cytoplasm. The record is from RefSeq and is a predicted model, not a curated record.
UGCAGAGAUUACGUACCGGAAGAAGGUUCGCCCCGUGGAAAACCGCCUCUCUCUUUUUUUUGUUCUCUUCCUUAUUUUCUUCCUCGCGUUAGAAAAAUUUGCACGAGCACACACAACCAACGCGGAGGAGAUUCAGAUCCGAAAACCUAAUCGAUCGAAAAAUUCACGAACCCUUUUUUUUUUUUUUUUAAAGCGUAAACGCUGAUCGAAUCCUUCACCAAACCCUAAUCUCGACCGAGGAAGACGAAGACGAGGAGGAGGAAGAGGAGAGAAGGAGAGGGAUCGAAAUCCUAGCUCUCGCAGAUGUCGUCGCCUUUCGAUUUCCUCUCCCAUCAGCGGCGGCGAUCGCCCCUCGGCGGCGCCUACUUCGCUCCGGCGGACCUCGGCGGCGCCGCCCUUAUCGGCACCCUCUCCGCCGCCGCGCGCAGCCUCGUCGCCUCCUACUUGGCGGCGGCGGCGGCGGCGGCCCCCCCGUUGCAGAGGAGGAACGCCCGAUCCCUCGUCCGCAAGGUGAGCGUCAUGCUCGUCCUCUUCGAUUUCCUGAGCGAGUCCUACGGCGCGUCGUCCUCGUCCUCGUCCCCGUUCCCGCGCGGAUCGCCCGAUUCCGCCACGCUCUGCUUGAGGGAGCUCUACAUUUUCCUAUACCGCGCCCGGAUGCUCCUCGACUACUGCUCCCAGUCCGCGCGGCUGUGGGUCGUGGUGCGCAACAACCAGAUCUCGGGCUACUUCCGCGACCUGGACCAGGAGAUCGCCACGCUCCUCGACGUGCUCCCCCUCGGCGCCCUCCGCCUCUCCGCCGACGUGCGCGAGCAGCUCGAGCUCCUCCGGAGGCAGUGCCACGACUCCGAUCUCCGCGCCGACCCCCGCGGCGAGGAGCUCCGCCGCAGCAUCUUCUCCCUCCUCGACGAAUUCGCGCGGGGCGACGCCCCCGACCCCGACGAUCUCCGCUCGCUCUUCGUCGACCAGUUAGGGGUUCGGGACGCCGAUGCGUGCCGCAGCGAGAUCGAGUUCUUGGAGGAGCAGAUUCUUAAUUCUGAGGAGGACACCGAUUUGCCCCUCCUCGGCGGUGCCGUCGCUCUCGCCCGGUAUUGUAGGUUCCUGCUCUUCGGCUUCGGCGAGCCGAAGAUCAAGCCUUCGGGCGAUGACUCCGUGAAACUGAAGACGACGACGAGGUUGCUCAGCAGUGGCGGCGAUUCGUCCUUCGCCAUACCGAAGGACUUGUGCUGCCCGAUCUCGCUCGAUCUGAUGAGGGAUCCGGUGGUCGUCUCCACCGGUCAGACUUAUGAUCGUGCUUCGAUUAUUCAAUGGAUGGAUGAAGGCCACUACACUUGCCCUAAUUCCGGCCAGAUUCUCACGCAUACUCGCCUCGUUCCUAAUCGAGCCCUCCGCAGCUUGAUUGCUCAGUGGUGCGCCGCCUAUGGAAUACCUUACGAAUCUCACGACGGCACCGAGGGAUCAGCUGAGAGCAUCGCCGCUGCGUGCAGUAGUAAGGCCUCGAUCGAAAUGAAUAGACUGACCUCUCGGAUGUUGGUUCGCCAACUGUUCGAUGGAACGGAUGAGCUGAAAGCCAUUGCUGCGCGUGAGAUCAGAUUGCUGGCCAAGACAGGAAGGGAGAAUAGGGCUUCAAUUGCCGAAUUAGGUGCCAUCCCUCCCCUUUGCCGCUUACUCCGAUCUUCGAACUCCGUCGCGCAAGAGAACGCGGUGACCGCGCUCCUCAACUUGUCGAUAUAUGAUGUGAACAAGAGCCGAAUUAUUGAAGAGGAAGGGUGCUUGAAUCUAAUCGUCUAUGUUUUGAAGAACGGUUGGACGGUGGAGGCGAGGGAGAAUGCUGCCGCCACGCUGUUUAGUUUGUCAGUGGUUCACGAGUACAAGAAAAGGAUCGUCGAAGAGCCGGGUGCGGUAGAAUCACUGGCUAAUUUAUUAAAGGAAGGCACUACGAGAGGGAGGAAGGAUGCAGUAAUGGCUCUCUUCAAUCUUUCCACCCACCCUGAGUGCUGGGUCGGUUUGUUGGAAUUCGGGGCAGUUACUGUGUUGGCCGGGGCACUUGAAAAUGAGUUGGUGGCCGAGGAGGCGGCGGGGGCACUGGCGCUGCUAUUAAAGCAGCAGAGGGUGGCCAAGGCAGUGGUUUCCGUGGACAGGUCGGUGACAAGCCUCGUGGGACUAAUGAGGAGGGGGAGUCCAAAGGGAAAGGAGAACGCGGUGGCAGCUUUGCACGAAUUGUGCCGCCGCGGUGGGUCAAUGAUGAUUCGCAGGGUGGCGCGAAUGCCAGGGUUUUGUGGGCUGCUGCAGAACAUCUUCCUUACAGGAACAAAAAGGGCGAAGCGGAAGGCGGCAUUGCUCACUAAAAUGUGCCAGAAGUGUGAGGCACCGACAAUGAUGUUGUUAGGUAGUAGUUGGGUGAUUGACCAAACGCUAGCAAGAAAUAGUUCCUUGAGAAGGGUUUCGAGCUUUGAGAGCGGGGAAUUGACGGUUUCGACAGCCAUAUCAGUGCCGGUGCCAUAGGUCUGGUCUGUUCUGUUCUCUCAAAAUUUUUAAGCAGUAAGUAUGUCUUGAAUUCUUUGAUUUGUGCUCGGUGAAAGGGGUAUAGAAUUAUAAAUAUGAAUCCAAAUGAAUGAAUACUUUGCUAUUUUGUUGGACAUUCUGUUUUAAAUGUAUAUACAUGCACAUAAUUAGAUGUCUAAGUUGAA